AUGGUGACCGGUAAAUCGCAGCCUGGCCUCGAGCCAGUGCACUUCCCCGCCUCGCCCGAGCCCGUUCCCUCCAAUUCUCCGCCGUCCAGGCGAGAUCUCGCCUCGUGGUGGAGACAGUUCAAACGAAAUACGAGAAAGGAUGAUUUGAAAGCAGAAGCCCCUCGAGGCAUCUUCGGCGUGCCGCUCAACGUCAGCAUCAAAUAUGCGAAUGUGGCCAUUUCUCUUACCAACGAACGUGGUGAGAGCUUCAUCUACGGAUAUGUACCGAUCGUUGUCGCCAAGUGUGGUGUCUUUUUGAAGGAGAAAGCAACUGAUGUCGAGGGUAUCUUCCGACUCAAUGGGUCCGCCAAGCGUAUCAAGGAUCUCCAGGAAAUCUUCGACUCCCCCGAACGUUAUGGAAAGGGCCUGGAUUGGUCCGGAUACACGGUUCACGAUGCUGCCAACGUCCUCCGCCGAUACUUGAACCAGUUGCCCGAACCCAUCGUUCCGCUGGAAUUCUACGAGCGCUUCCGCGAGCCCCUCCGCAUUUAUCAGGAACAGGUACUCCAGGAUAACCAGGUGGUGGACGCGGACAAAUUCGACCAUGCCAAAGCCGUCGACACCUACCAGCGCUUGAUUAUUGAGCUACCUCCGCUGAACAAGCAGCUGCUUCUUUACAUCCUCGAUCUCCUCGCCGUAUUCGCGUCUAAGUCCGACCAGAAUCGUAUGACGUCGGCCAACCUUUCGGCCAUCUUCCAGCCCGGCAUGCUGUCCCACCCCCAACAUGACAUGGCACCGGCAGAGUACAAGCUGAGUCAAGACGUGUUGAUUUUCCUCAUUGAGAACCAAGAUCAUUUCCUGGUCGGCAUGAGCGGCACCUGUGCAGAUGAGCAGCAAGUGAAGGAGGUUGAAGCCGGCAUCCCUUCGCGUCCUACCACGACUCAAUCCAAUGUUCGACGAUCCGUGUCUAGUGCCAGUGCCAGUACGGAAAGCCAACGCAAGCUGGACUCUAUUCGUCGCAAUGUUUCCGUCUCAUCCCGCAAUUCGCGAACCUCGAAUAAUGCACCCAGCCCAGGAACUCCUACCUCCACGGGGGUGGGCGUCCACCGUAGUAACACUCUUCCCUCCAAAAUGGGUCCCGUCGUGGCUGCCCGUUUCGCACGGUCUGGUGAGACUGCUUCAAACAAUCCGUCUGGUCUUUCCGUCUCCCAUCAAAGCUCCCGAUCAGCGAGUCGAACGCCGUCUGUGCGUGAGGAGCCCGAGCAGCGCAACCCAAGCAUAGCUCCGUCUACUUCCACCAUUGGGAGUGCCUAUGUACACACUUCAACCCACGGUCCAAUACCCGUCGCGGCUGCAGAGGCGCUUAACAUCGGUGAUACACCUCGACCUCAGGAGUAUCUGCAUACCCCUGUUUCACAACCACCUCAAACUGUGACUCCGAGUCGGGAACGCAAAAUCUCCACACUCUUUACCAAGUCUCCGCCUCCUGAAAGUGAGCAGAAGGAACCACGUCAACCGAAUCGGUUGAGGAAGAAACGGAUACCGGGCAGUGCAAGCAUCAGUGCGCAGAGCUCAUCAACCUCCCUACAUGCAACACCUUCUGAGCUGUAUGUCGCGGAUCCAUCCUUGGAACCGAGGCGUGGGCGAGAGUCGAUAGAUAUUGCUAUGGGCGAUAUCACUCCCAAACCUCCAACCAGCGCCAACAUGAGUAACCUUGACGCGCCCUCGGAUUCACACGCUAUCGGAGAGGGCACAUCUCAGCUGAAUCAUGACACCUCCCUCAAGCCCCACCAGUCUCGCACACCCUCUAUGAAUUCUCGAUCUUCUUUCACCGACCAUUCCGACUAUGAUCAGGCCGAGGAUACUGCACGUUCUGAGCGCCGCGAUAAUCGACGUAGUUGGCGGUUCCAACGAUCUUCGAAACGAAGCAGUGAGCAGGUCGGGCUCGGCCUCGCGUCUCCGCCCUUGGCGGCUACUUAUAUUGGAGCAGACCAAAGCACGAGCUCGAUAGGUAGUGGGAAACACAGCACUGAUCCUUCCAGUCAGCCUCUCAGCCUGGACGCUGGAAUCCAAAGUGGCUCUUCACAGAGCGCUGAACCGGAGAAGAAGAGUCUGUUUGGCAAGUUCAAAGCCAAAGUGGCUCAGGUUCGAGAUGGCGUCAAGGAUGAACGGGAGCGGGCCAAGAGCCCUAACCAGUCAGACUUUGACACAUAUUCCAGUCAGCCGCUUUCUCCCACUGUGACAAGUCAGACUAACGGCAAACCGACUCUUGAAACGCCAACCGAGCCCCCAAAGGAGGAGCCAGUUCGCUCUCCUGUCUCGCCAUUGCCCGGCGCAGGUAUGCCUCCUUCAAUACCUGAGGAGCCACACAGCCCCGAAGCACCGGUCCAUGUACCUGCUGUCGAGUCAAAGGAGGUGAUGCAAGAAGAACCAACAUCUACCUUGGAGGCAGUGCCCGUUCCCGAAAUCCCCAUGUCUGAGGCACCAAAGCAGGCCGCCGAGAAAGAAGCGUCUGCUUAG
Molecule: messenger RNA, 2499 nt
Organism: Penicillium atrosanguineum
Lineage: Eukaryota; Fungi; Ascomycota; Eurotiomycetes; Eurotiales; Aspergillaceae
Exons: 3
Coding region: 1-2499 (832 amino acids)
Biological process (GO): regulation of fungal-type cell wall organization; signal transduction; activation of GTPase activity
Cellular component (GO): cell cortex
Molecular function (GO): GTPase activator activity
Source: RefSeq, a predicted model, not a curated record